AGCUUCGUAUCAGAAGCAUAGCUCAGAGUAUCAGCAACACUAGCCAGCUUAGCUAGUACAAUUACCAUGGCCAAGUCUGCAAUGUUUUCUCUUUGGCUCAAUAUUAUUGUGUAUCUCGGCAUACUUGGAUUGCAAGUCUCACACUCUCAGCCAUCUGUGCCAGCACUUUACAUAUUUGGUGACUCCACAGCUGAUGUUGGAACCAACAAUUAUUUGCCCGGUUCUAGGGCGAGGGCUGAUUUCCCUUAUAACGGGAUUGAUUUUCCUCAAUCUAAACCAACUGGGAGAUUUAGCAACGGUUUCAACACUAUUGAUUAUCUAGCCCAGUUUCUGAAAUUCUAUGAAAGCCCGCCGCCUUUUCUCUCUUUUUCGGACGGCAAUAUUUCGCAAUUUCUCAUCAAGACUGUUCCAACGAAGGGAAUCAAUUUUGCUUCAGGAGGGUCAGGACUUCUGAAUUCUACAGGACAACAUCAGUAUGGAAUGGUGAUUUCUUUUGGAGAACAAAUCCAACAAUUUGGAAGUGUUCGCAGCCAUAUUUCAGAAUUAUUGGGUGCGAGUGCAGUCGCUAAUAUCUCCAAGUCUCUCUUCAUCAUCAGCGUCGGAAGCAAUGACAUAUUCGAACAUUUUGAUUAUAACUACACUAGUAACCCUAUUGUUACUGGGCAAAACUACAUCGCCCCUCUCAUCUCCACCUACGAAACUCAUCUAAGGAAUUUAUAUGGGCUAGGAGCCAGAAGAUUUGGGAUUAUUAGUGUUGGGGCAAUUGGGUGCUGUCCGUGUCAACGUAAUUCGAGUAGAUCUGGUGACUGUUUCGAGGCCAUGAAUGUGGAUGCUCAGUUGUUCUACACUGCACUCCGACGUCUCUUGCAAAAGUUGAGUUCAGAGUGUGAGGGGUUGAUGUAUGCACUUGGAGAUUCAUAUAAAAUGACAAGAUCUAUUAUCGACGACCCCGAUCAGUCUGUUUUUCCCGAGAUAAAAAAAGCUUGCUGUGGAAAAGGAAAGUUGAAAGCAGAGGAUGCAUGUAAACGGGAUUCGGAUCUGUGUGGAGAUCGCACAACCCACUUGUUUUGGGACCGGUACCAUCCAACACAGACCGCUUCUAAUCUCGCAGCCUCCGGUCUUUAUUUUGGUAACAAAUCAUACGUGGUGCCCAUGAAUUUUGCUGAAUUGGCCCUUCAGCCAUAAUAAAUAUCUGUACGUGUGUAUACUAAUAAUAAUGAUAAUAUUAUAAACCAUGCAACAAGGAGUUCUCUUCAUUUUGUUCGGAAAGUUUUAUAUCAUAUAGGUUGUGGAUAGUGUAAGACAUUAAGAAGAUAAAGAGUCUACUGAUGAGACUAAGAUUUGUACUUGCUUAAUUAAAUUUUCAGGCUUUUAGCCCUCCGUGUAACCGAAAAAUAAAAAAAGUUUCAUACCAUGUAGGCGUAAGACCUACAAUAUAUAUAGAAUUUACAAAAUACAAUUAUUGGCA
Rosa rugosa (rugosa rose) is the source of this 1468-nucleotide messenger RNA. Its product is annotated as GDSL esterase/lipase At5g55050-like. Bases 67 to 1185 code for a protein of 372 amino acids. The transcript is spliced from 5 exons. Gene Ontology annotation, molecular function: hydrolase activity, acting on ester bonds. The record is from RefSeq and is a predicted model, not a curated record. NCBI's taxonomy places the organism in Eukaryota, Viridiplantae, Streptophyta, Magnoliopsida, Rosales, Rosaceae.